Triticum turgidum subsp. durum (durum wheat) is the source of this 1464-nucleotide messenger RNA. The record is from the annotation of a GenBank genome assembly. NCBI's taxonomy places the organism in Eukaryota, Viridiplantae, Streptophyta, Magnoliopsida, Poales, Poaceae.
AUGAAUAAGCUCUCUGGUAAUAUUCCUGAUGCUCUUGGCCAUAUUGGAAGCCUGGAAGAACUAUACAUAGCACACAACAGCUUAUCAGGGUCAAUCCCAUCAGUUCUACAGAAUUUGACAUCAUUGUCUGUACUGGAUAUAUCCUUCAAUAAUUUGCAAGGUGAGGUGCCAGAUGAAGGUGUUUUCAGAAACAUCACUUACUUAGUAGUUGCUGGGAAUAUUAAUUUGUGUGGUGGUACACCUCAACUUCACUUGGCUCCAUGCCCCACAAGCCCCUCAAGCAAGAACAGAAAAAGGAUGCCAAAGUCUCUUGUAAUUUCUCUAGCAACAGCCGGAGCAAUCUUGCUGUCACUUUUAGUUAUUCUUCUUCUUUGGAUAUUUUGCAAGAAGCUCAAACCAAGCCAGAAGACAUUAGCACACAAUUCAAUUGUUGAUGACCAUUACAAGAGAAUCCCAUAUCAUGCAUUAUUGAGGGGAACUAAUGAAUUUUCAAUAGCCAACUUGCUUGGGAGAGGAAGUUAUGGUGCGGUUUAUAAGUGUGUUUUGGACACUGAAGAUAGAACAUUGGCUGUCAAGGUAUUUAAUCUUGGUCAAUCUAGGUAUUCCAAGAGUUUUGAGGUUGAAUGUGAGGCCAUGAGAAGGAUACGACACCGUUGUCUGAUUAAGAUCAUUACUUCCUGUUCGAGCGUCAACCACCAAGGUCAAGAGUUCAAGGCAUUGGUUUUUGAGUUCAUGCCCAAUGGUAACUUGGAUGGUUGGCUUCAUCCAAAAUCUCAAGAACCGACCACAAACAACACGCUUAGCCUUGCCCAGAGGCUCGAUAUUGCUGCUGAUAUUGUGGACGCAAUAGAAUAUCUGCACAACUACUGUCAACCAUUGGUAAUCCAUUGCGAUCUUAAGCCAAGCAACAUUCUUCUUGCUGGAGACAUGAGUGCACGAGUUGGUGACUUUGGCAUAUCAAGGAUCCUUCAAGAAAAUACAAGCGAGGGGAUGCAAACUUCAUAUGGCUCAACUGGAAUUAGAGGUUUCAUAGGCUAUGUUGCUCCAGAGUAUGGAGAAGGCUCUGCGGCCUCAACGGCUGGUGAUAUUUAUAGCCUUGGCAUAUUGCUGCUUGAGAUGUUUACCGGAAGGAGCCCAACAGAAGGCACAUUCGGAGAUUCAUUGGAUCUGCAUAAGUUUGCUGAGGAUGCUCUUCCAGAUAGAACCUUGGAGAUAGCUGACCCAACAAUGUGGCUGCACAGCGGACAACAUGAUAACAGUACAAGUAUUAGAAUCCAGGAGUUGUUGGUUUCAGUCUUCAAGCUUGGCAUAUUCUGCUCAAAGCAACAACCUCGAGACCGAGCACUAACGAGAGAUGCAGCGGAAGAGAUGCAUGCAAUCAGAGAUGCGUACCUCAAAUUUAUAGGGGGGCAUGGAGCAGAAAAAGAAGCCUCGACUCGAGAAAUCCAGAAUAGCCUUGAAUAA